Drosophila hydei is the source of this 1793-nucleotide messenger RNA. Its product is annotated as sex-lethal homolog. The transcript is spliced from 7 exons. Gene Ontology annotation, cellular component: cytosol; ribonucleoprotein complex. Gene Ontology annotation, molecular function: mRNA binding. The record is from RefSeq and is a predicted model, not a curated record. The coding region runs from base 159 to 1706 and encodes 515 amino acids. Lineage: Eukaryota; Metazoa; Arthropoda; Insecta; Diptera; Drosophilidae.
AUCGAUGUGUAUUUUUUUUACAUGCUCACUACAUUGCUGUGAAGUCGCCGCUUUGAAAGCGUUUACGGGGGAAAAAAGUGCAAAAUAAAAAAAAUUAAAUUUUUAAUUAGUGCAAGUGUACAGCUCUAGUGCAAGAAGCAGCAAAUUGAUUUCAAAUCAUGCCCAAGCCGGACAAUAAAAAGCAACGGGUAAAAUAUAAAGAAGAAGACGACGAAGGAUCGGAUAUUGAAGAAAAGGAUUCGGACGAUGCCAUAAAGCAAGAGGUUGAUAGCCAGGACGGUGGCGAGGACAUGGAGGCUGAUAGCGAUGAUGAUGAUGACGACGAUGACGACGACGACGACGACGACGAUGACGACGAUGAUGAUGAUGAUGAUGACGACGAGGACGACGACGAUGACGAUGAUGAUGACAAAACCGAGGACGAAGACACUGCAACCAAUGAUAAAAAGAAAAAACUAACUACUACAGAUAAUAAGAGCAAACAUCAGAAACUGAUACAGCAGCAGCAGCAGCAGCAGCAACAACAACAACAACAACAGCUGCAGUUGCAGCAGCAGCACGCACAACAGGCUCAACAACAGCAGCUAGAUCAGUCUGACGAGGAAGACAACAAUGACGAUGGCAUUACCCAACAGCAGCAGCAAAUGCAGCAACGCCAACAGCAGCAGCAGCCACAACAACAGCAACAGAACAGACAGAGCAACACCAGCGGAGCUGCGGCCGCUGGUGCUGCAUCAGCCGCUGCCGCCGCCACUGCUGAAGAUCGCACAAGUGCUACGAAUCUGAUCAUCAACUAUUUACCACAGGAUAUGACAGAUCGUGAGUUGUACAAUUUGUUCAGCAGUUGCGGUUCCAUCAAUACAUGCAAAAUAAUGCGUGACUACAAGACGGGAUACAGCUUUGGCUACGGCUUCGUUGACUACAACUCGGAGGUGGACUCCGAGGAGGCAAUACAAAAACUUAAUGGAUUUUAUGUGCGCAAUAAGCGCUUAAAGGUAUCUUAUGCACGACCUGGCGGGCAAUCGAUCAAGGACACUAACCUGUACGUGAUCAAUUUAUCCCGCAACAUUAACGAUGAUCAGCUGGAUAGGAUAUUCUCUCCCUAUGGGCUGAUCGUCCAACGUAAUAUUUUGCGGGAUAAACUAACGGGUCGUCCACGAGGCGUUGCAUUUGUACGUUAUAACAAGCGCGAGGAGGCGCAGGAAGCAAUCAAGGCACUAAACAACACAGUGCCGGAGGGCGGCUCCCAGCCGAUUUGGGUGCGCCUGGCUGAGGAGCACGGCAAGGCGAAGGCUGCGCAAUUUAUGUCACAAAUAAGUGGCGGGCCGCAUAUGGGGCAGCAGCAGCAGCCCCUGCCGCAUCACAUGAAUGCCCAUAUGCAGCAGCAGGCGCCGCAUCAUCAGCAGCAGAUGCAUCAUCAACAACAGCAGCACCAUCAGCAGCACCAUCAGCAACACCAUCAGCAACAUCAACAGCAGCAUCAUCAUCAACAUCACAGUUUGCCACCACCGCCGCACCACCACAUGCAACAGUUGCAUCAUCAUCCACACGGAGGUGGCGGCGGGAUCGGUGUCGGUGUCGGCGUCGGUGUCGGUGUCGGUCUCCCACAGCCGAUGCAUGGCGGUGGCGGGGUUGUCGGCGGCGGCGGCGGCGGCGUCGGCGGCUAUCACCACAAUAUGGCACACAGAGCUGCAUCUCACAGGUGAAGUGUUCAUGCUGCCAUUGCCAAUCACUAUAAUGCCAAUGCCCCGACCACAAGCAGAGCGGCUGCAGCUGCAGCUGCAGCGGCAGCA